AUGGUUAGGGAAGACAGGACAUCUUGGAAAGCCAACUAUUUUGUGAAGCUCAUUGAAUUGUUUGAUCAGUACGGAAAGUGCUUUCUUGUUGGCGUGGACAAUGUCGGGUCCAAGCAGAUGCAGGAAAUCCGGCAGGCUAUGAGGGGUCACGCUGUCAUCCUAAUGGGUAAGAACACCAUGAUACGCAAGGCAAUUCGCGGACAUCUUACAAAAAAUCCUUCUCUGGAGAAGCUCCUGCCACACAUCGUGCAGAAUGUCGGAUUCGUUUUCACCGAUGGUGACCUAGGCGAUAUUCGUAAGAAGCUGUUAGAGAAUAGGAGGGGUGCCCCUGCUAAAGCAGGUGCCAUCGCACCUUGCGAUGUCAAACUCCCACCGCAGAACACUGGGAUGGGUCCAGAGAAGACCUCGUUUUUCCAGGCUCUGCAGAUUCCCACAAAGAUCGCCAGGGGUACUAUUGAAAUCUUGAAUGAGGUGCAUCUUAUAAAAGAAGGAGAAAAAGUCGGAGCUUCCGAAGCCGCUUUGCUUAACAUGCUUGGCGUGACUCCGUUCUCGUAUGGCCUUGUUGUUGUCCAGGUCUAUGACAAUGGUAGUAUUUACUCUCCUGAAAUUCUCGAUAUGACCACCGAAGAACUCCGUAGACGAUUUAUGACUGGUGUUCGUAAUGUUGCUGCGGUUUCACUGGGGAUCAAGUAUCCAACGGUUGCGUCCGCUCCUCAUUUGUUGGCUAAAGGAGUACAGAACAUGCUGGGAAUUGCUGCCGCCACCGAUGUGAGUUUCAAGGAAGCUGCUCAGCUAAAAGAAUUCUUGGCUGAUCCAAGCAAGUUCGCUGCUGUAACUGCUCCAACAUCUGCUGCUGUUGCUCCAGCUGCCGCUACUGUUGAACCCACAAAGGAAGAGGCAACUUUUGUUACCAUGCUGAUCUUCAAAGAUAUAUUCACCGAUGACGAAUUGUCGUCAGAUUCCUUUCCCAUGAAACUCGUUGAUGGUAUCAUCUAUGAGUUUAAGGGUAAACAUGUUGUUCGUAAGGAAGGUGAAAUUAUGUUGCCCGGAGCCAACCCAUCUGUUGAGGAUGAUGAAGAAGGUGAAAAUGACUCCGAGGAGCAUGUGGAACGUGGGAUCGACAUUGUUCUCAAUCACAAACUAGUGGAGAUGAAUUGCUACGAGGACCAAGCAACCUUUAAAUCGUACGUGAAAUCAUUUAUGAAGAAGGUUGUUGAUCACAUGGAAAAAAAUGGCAGGUCUAAAGAGGAAGUGGAUACAUUCAAGAAGAAGAUCCAAGCUUGGGUUGUUUCUCUUCUCGACAAGAAACGGUGGAAAAACUUACAAUUUUUUAUUGGAGAGCGAAUGGCAGAUGGAGCUGGUGAAGGUCAGGUUGCAAUUAUAGAAUACCGAGAUGUUAAUGAGGAAGAAGUUCCAACUUUAAUGCUCAUAAAGGAAGCCAUCGUUUCGGAAAAGAUUUAA
Messenger RNA from Angiostrongylus costaricensis, 1461 nucleotides. The record is from the annotation of a GenBank genome assembly. Lineage: Eukaryota; Metazoa; Nematoda; Chromadorea; Rhabditida; Metastrongylidae.